Molecule: messenger RNA, 2472 nt
Organism: Parnassius apollo (apollo)
Lineage: Eukaryota; Metazoa; Arthropoda; Insecta; Lepidoptera; Papilionidae
Source: the annotation of a GenBank genome assembly
UUGUUAGCUGAAUUAGACAUUCACAUUGCGACACACAAGGACAGAAUAACAAGUUAUGGUUUGAGACUAAAAAAUCAAAUAAAAAGGAAGAAACUGAGAAAGGAACAGAAAAAGUUGAAAAAGUUAAAGAAAGCAAUAAAAAAGGAAAAAGUGUUUGAAUUUGAUGUAGAAAUCAAACCCGAGGAUGGUUAUAUAGGUAACGUAAAAGCUGAACAAUUUAAGCCAGAACAUAAUGACAUUAUAAAUAAUGAUCAUCAAAAAACCAAUGCCUUGAUUAAUGGUGAAAAUGAAGUCAUAGAAAAUCAAUCAAAAAUUGAUAUCCCCUUGACGGAAGCGCAAUCUGACUGUAAAGAAAAAUCUAAGGAAAACAAUAAGAGAAAAAAUGACAAAGAUCAAACAGACUACAACAUAGAAAAGAUGUUCAAAUGUUUUGCUUGCCAAAAGCAGUUCAUGUUGAGCUAUUACUUAAAAUUACAUGUUAGAUCUCACACAGAUGAAAAACCCUACACAUGUGCUGAGUGUGGACAGUGCUUCAUAACGGCCAGCAAGUUGGGAAGGCAUACUAAAAGGAUCCAUUUGGCCAUUCGACAUCAAUGCAGAAUCUGCUACAAAUAUUUCUCCAGAUUUGAAUAUUUAACAAGGCAUUUUGAUAAAAAACACCCAGAGGAUAAAUUGGAAGGAGAGCCAUAUGAUUACAAUGCCAUCUUGCCAUAUCUUAAAGAAUUAGAGGAGCAGUUACAAGUGAAGUCCGAAGAAACAACAAAGACACAAGAUUUAAAACCAAAAUCAGACAACCUUUGGGACGAUUGGCCUUCAGAAGACCUUCAGACAGGUUGCAAAGCGGAGCAAAAUGAAGUUGUCGGGGAACCUUUGAUGCAAACAGAUAUUCAUAUAGCCGAUGAGAGAAAAAUCAUAGAUUUGAACCGUCCGACAGAUGAAGAUGGAUCAAAUAAAGAAUUUAGUGUGGAUGUAGAAGUAAAGAAGGAAGAUGAAGAUUAUAAUGAGAUGGACAAUGAUGAAGUUGGUAAAGACGACAGUGUGAAGGAUGAUAGCUUCUCUGACGAGGACUACUUUCCCUCAAACACAUGGGCAGCCACACCAAAAAUGGAGAGUGACCCACCAUCAACGGUCACGCAGAAGCGGCAAAAGCAAGACGGUCCCAUCAAAUGUGAAGUCUGCGAGAAAUCAAUCAGUUCUCUGUCCUACCUGAGGAUCCACAUGAGGACACACACCGGGGAGAAGCCGUUCAAAUGUUACAUUUGUAACCGAGGGUUCAUCACGUCAAGCAAGAUGCACAGACAUGUGCUUACUCAUUCGGAAACAUGGGAUGAAACGUCGAAUCUCAAAGAGGAGGUCAAAUCUGAACUAGAUUCGGACACGGUUAAGAAAAAGAAAAAACGCUCCAAAGAAUCCUCAACGAAGAAGGCAAAGGCGAAGUUCUUGAAGAAGUCUAAGCGCAGCACAGCUGAGAAACAGAAGAAGCGUCACCAGAAACGGCCGCACGCCUGCGAGUACUGUCAGAAGCGGUUCCUACACCUGGAAACCCUUCAGGUUCACAAGAAGUCGCACGAAGGUGAAGAGCUGGUGUUCAAAUGCCACUUCUGCUUGAUCAAAGUGGACGACGCUGAAAGCCUUAAGGAGCAUGAGGCGACACAUGAGGGUCCGAAACCCUAUUUGUGUACAUUGUGUGGGAAGACCUAUAAGAAACGGGAGACUAUGAUGUACCACCGGAAGCACCACAUACCAGAGAGGGAGUACGUGUGCGACAUGUGCCCGAAGAGCUUCACGUCCCCAUGCAAGUUGCAGAAGCACAUCGCCGCCCACAAAACAGACAAAUACGUUCUCCGCUACGAGUGUCCAGUUUGUGCUCACAUGUUCAACACCAGAUAUCAUAUCAAUAUGCACCUCGUCACCCACCAGAAGGAAGGCCUAAUCGUCGAGGAAAACCGCAGCGAAAUUCUCGCAAUGGUACUCCAAAACGCGCGCAGGAUUCCGAAAAAUCCGGACGCGACCGGAAACAUGACUGACAAAGUGCUGCCCGACGAGCAGAGCCGGAUGUGCAACAUAUGCGGCCAGGUGUUCCAGCAUUUCUACUAUCUAGAGGAGCACCUAAAGAGCCAUGGCUCGAAGAUCGCCCUAGAAGACGAAGGGAAGACGGAAGAGAAGAAGCACGUGUGCCAGGUCUGCAACAAGAGUUUCAAAUUGCAUUAUUACUUGAAACUGCACAGUUUCACUCACACGAAGGAGAAACCAUACAUAUGUCAGCAGUGUGGGAAAGGUUUCAUUACCCGGGGCAAGUUGAAGAGGCAUCUGGAAACGCAUACGGGCUUGAAGAAAUACCAAUGUCAUAUAUGCUAUAAGUUCUUUACCAGACCGAGUUACCUCAGGAUCCAUGUACGGACCAUACAUGGCCCCCAAGAUUUCAGGUUGAACAAGCAGUUCGAGGUUGACAGUUUAAAGGAGUCCGGUUAG